Molecule: messenger RNA, 3015 nt
Organism: Drosophila arizonae
Lineage: Eukaryota; Metazoa; Arthropoda; Insecta; Diptera; Drosophilidae
Product: UNC93-like protein
Biological process (GO): regulation of muscle contraction; regulation of potassium ion transport
Cellular component (GO): plasma membrane; striated muscle dense body
Molecular function (GO): potassium channel regulator activity
Source: RefSeq, a predicted model, not a curated record
AAACUGAAAUUUAAAAAUGGGCAGCUUGCCGAAUUUGCAUGAGCUGGAGGAGGCAGAACGAAAGAGGGAGAAACGUCGAGAAUACGAAUUGUUGUUGGAGCAGCGUGCAAGGGACACGAGUCGUGAGUGCGAACGCUUAUCGGUAUUUGCACAACAGCGUAAGCAAUCCUCGUACAAUGCUUAUAUUAUGGCUGGCCUGGGCAUAGGCGGAAUCAGCGGUGGCGGCGGCUCGCUGAGUCUUGCCACAACGGCCAAUGGCUAUGGUAACGGACACAUAGAGCUGGCUAAUGGGAUAACAAGUCCUACAACUGCUGCAGCAGGAACAGCGACCACAGAGACAACAACAUCAGGCAUAGAAACAACAACAACAUCGUCAACAACUGCAACCGCAGCAGCAACAGCAACAGCAACAACAACAACAACGCUGAGUGGUUUUGCCAUGCUGGGCUUGGCUAGCAGUCUGAUGAACAGCAAGAAAUAUCCGCAUUCCUAUCAUCAGCACAUGCAUCCGCACCAGCAUUCGCACCCGCAUCCGCACCCGCAUCCGCAUCCACAUCCGCAUCAUCAGCAUCGACAUUCGCUGACCACGCGGCAUCGCGUGCUGCGCACUCGGACACGCAGCUCGGGCGGUCCGCAGAAUGUGUGGGACGAGCAGCUGAUGGAGCACCUCACUGCCUAUUCACCGUCACCGAUCUCGACGCGCUCGCAUCGCAUCAAUCCCGUCUCCUCGUACCAGGUGCAGGCGGCAUUGGCGGCAUCGCGACGUCGCGAAUCGAUCAACAGCUCGAUUGGGGCCACCUCGAUACGCCGCCUGAUCACGCUGAACAAUCGCAACUGCCGCCACAAGGUGCCCGCCCACGUGCGCCAGAGGGUGUGGCGGCAGUUCACCUGCCUGAGCAUCGCCCACGGCCUGAUGAGCGCCGUUCUGCUGCCGGUGAUGGCCUUGCAGGGCUCCAGCGCCGUCUGGCACCAUCGCGAGCAGUGGCUGCCCAUCGGGCCGAACAUUGGAUCCCUGCUGCUGGGCGCACUCUUCCUGGUCGCCGCCUGCAUGAGUGUGCCGGGCAUACGGCUAAUCCGGCGAUUCGGCUACACCCCGCUGCUGGCCGGGAACUGCUUGGCCGUGACCUUGUUCCUGCUGUCGCACCUGUAUGCCUCCAUCUAUACGCUGCUGCCGGCAUACUUGCUGCUGGGCUUCAUGCUGAGCGCCGCCAACAGCUGUAAGGCGGCGCUGAUUGUCCACUAUGGCGGCAAGCUGAGCUGCUCCCACGAGCAGGAGUGCGCGUCGGAUGCGCUGCUGGAGGAGCACAAGAUGUUCUGCAAUCGGGACCAGAAGGUGCGCCGCUUGGCCCGCUGGCUGCGCGCUGCCCAGGAUCUCGGCCUGAUCCUGGGCGCCCUCUUGGCCUCACUGCUGCUCGCCUGCAAUGUGAACGACUGGAGCUGCUCCUCGGGCAGCGCCGAGCCAGCCGGCUCUAAUGGCAGUCUCCUGCCCGCCACCAACUGGCCACAGCCGGAGGACUUCUACAAUCGGAACGAGCAUGGCGAACGCAUCUGUGGAGCCGACAUGUGUCCUCUGCAGCUGGAUCCCAGCUGGUUCGCUGCCAAUGACACGGGCGCCAUCUAUGCCGGCUUCAUUGAGAGCGGCUCCCGCGCUGGUGGCCAGUCGCUGCUCUGGCUCUACGUGGUGCUCUCGCUGCUGGCGCUGCUGUUGUCCCUGCUCCAGGGACGUCAGGUUCUGGUGGCUGCCAACAGGCCGGAACGCUCGCACAAGGAUGUCACGGACACGCUGCUCUUUGCCGGGCCGUUGGCCUACUUCGUGGGCACCGAACAGGGCUACAUGCUGGGCGACUUUCUGCGCGCCUUUGUCUCCUGCUCCCUGGGCAUCAACAUGAUACCGGGCGCCCUCAUCGGCAUGGGCAUAAUGCAGCUGAUCGUCUCCUGCACGCUGAGCAUGCUGCUCCGGCAUACCAAGCGCAUCGUGGUCAUAUUGGCUGGCUUCUUCUUUCAUUCGUGCUUGCUGCUGGCGCUGUCCAGCUGGAAGCCGUCGAGCGACGAUAGCGCCCUCUUCUAUGUGAUAGCCGCCUCGUGGGGCGCCUGCAAUGGCAUGUGGGAGACGCUGCUCCUCUCGCUGGUCACCCUCAAUCAUGUCCAGCACGAUCAUGUGACGGAUGUGACGGCACCGCUGCAAUCAAUGCGUUUCCUCGGCCUCGCCAUCACGUUUGCGGCGCACGGCUUCCUCUGCGAAUCGGUGAAGAUCAUUGCGCUCGUCGUCCUGCUGGUGAUCAGUGUGCCGCCAUAUGCGAUGCUGGAGAUACGCCUGGAGGCGCAGCGGAAGGCGACGCUGAUCAGCUUAUGACGCAGCUACUUCAGCUAGUCCCGGAGCCGGGGCACUGUGGCACGCACGCACACCAUGUAACCAUCGGGGGCGGCGUACCGCAGGCUGACUGACUGACUGAUCGAUCCCGUCGAUCAGCAGCUAUAAUGCCCCAUCCAGAACGGAGCAAAGRCAUAUUCGAGUUCUCUCAAUUCAAACAGUAUUCAGAAAGAUGAGACAGGAUCCGGAGAAAAAGAGACAGAAAGAGAGAGAGAGAGAGGGGCAGAGUUGGAGAGCGAGAAAGAGAGAAGCAGAGAGAGAGAGAGAGAGAGGGAGAGAGGAAAUUUAUCAAAGUUUGAUCUCAGUCGCACUCUUAGUCCAAGUCCACACACUGUUUAUAUAUCAAUAUAUACACCUACUUAUAUAUACCCUAUACAAACACAUACAUACAUAUAUAUACAUAUAUAAUCUAAUUGAAACAUAUGCCAGUGCCAACAAUGUUGUUCCAAAUCUUUACCACGAAAUUUGGACUAAGCCACGCGGUCCAGGGCCUAACGUAUCGUAGUUGAUCUAUUUAGCAUAUUAGAAGCGUUCUUCUCUGUCUGUUUCCCAUGGAUAAUACUUAGGCUUAGCUUCAAGAAUUGUAAGGGAUAUUUUUAAGUGACUAUUCUGUGCCAUCUAAACUAAAUAAAUAUGUGUAUAUA